Scedosporium apiospermum is the source of this 2445-nucleotide messenger RNA. Its product is annotated as DNA replication licensing factor mcm7. Gene Ontology annotation, biological process: double-strand break repair via break-induced replication; DNA replication; DNA strand elongation involved in DNA replication. Gene Ontology annotation, cellular component: MCM complex; nucleus. The transcript has 5 exons. The coding region runs from base 1 to 2445 and encodes 814 amino acids. The record is from RefSeq and is a predicted model, not a curated record. Lineage: Eukaryota; Fungi; Ascomycota; Sordariomycetes; Microascales; Microascaceae. Gene Ontology annotation, molecular function: single-stranded DNA helicase activity; single-stranded DNA binding; ATP binding.
AUGGCGCUUCGGCAGUAUCCAGCACCGGUGGACUACGAGAAACAGCAAACCGCCUUCGAGCAGUUCCUCUCCGAGUUCAAGACAACACCAGAACAAUCGAUCGCGCAAGCCUUCGGAGAUAUUUCCAUUGAGGAGGAUGGACUAAGUGAUGAGUAUGACUUUUUGGACGAGGAUGAGGAGGCGCAGGGACGUCGCCGACAAGAGCGCCUUGAGCGCGCCCAGAGGCGGAGAGGGCCGCAUCACAAAUACAAGGAGAUCCUCCAAGAUCUUGCCGACAGGAAGGUCCAAGAAGUGACGAUCGAUCUCAACGAGCUCGCAUCGUUCGAGGAGACUCUCGAUGAGAACCUGAGGCUCGUUCCUUCAAUCGAGAUGAACACUAAACACUACACCGAAGUCAUGUCUCGCGCGAUUGACAAACUUCUUCCCACUCCCAGUGUUGAGAUCAACUUCAAGGAUGAUGUGCUUGACGUCCUCAUGGCUCGCCGCCGAGAUCGAAACCGACGUAUGCAAGAAGCCGCCGAAAACGAUCCAACCGUCCUCCAAGACCAAUUCCCGCCUGCACUGACCAGGAGGUACACGCUUGUGUUCAAGCCACGGACCUUCUCUGGCGAUGCGGACAAGAAGGCCCUCGCCGUCCGUCAAGUGCGCGGCGAGCACCUCGGCCACCUCAUCACCAUCCGUGCCAUUGCCACCCGCGUAUCCGACGUCAAGCCUGUCGUACAGGUCAGCGCAUACACUUGCGAUCGCUGCGGUUGCGAAAUCUUCCAGCCUGUCACCGAAAGGUCGUACGGUCCCUUGACAGUCUGCCCGUCCGAGGACUGCCGAAAGAACCAGGCCAAGGGUCAGCUUAACCCUUCGUCUAGGGCUAGCAAGUUCCAACCCUUCCAGGAGGUCAAGGUGCAGGAGUUGGCUGAACAGGUGCCUAUUGGCCAGAUUCCUAGGAGUCUGACUGUUCUCUGCUACGGUACCUGCGUACGUCAGAUCAACCCCGGUGACGUUGUCGACAUCACUGGUAUCUUCCUGCCCACGCCCUACACCGGUUUCCAGGCUAUGAAGGCGGGUCUCUUGACGGAUACCUAUCUCGAGGCACACCACAUCGUCCAGCACAAGAAGGCCUAUUCCGAGAUGACGGUAGACCCCAUUCUCGUCCGCCGCAUCGACCAGUACCGCCAGAGCGGGCAGGUGUACGAACUUCUCGCCAAGUCCAUCGCCCCCGAAAUCUUCGGCCACCUCGACGUCAAGAAAGCUCUAUUGCUCCUCCUCAUCGGCGGUGUCACCAAAGAAAUGGGCGACGGCAUGAAGAUCCGCGGCGACAUCAACAUCUGCCUCAUGGGUGACCCCGGUGUAGCCAAGUCCCAGCUUCUCAAGUACAUUUCCAAGGUCGCCCCCCGCGGCGUCUACACGUCCGGUCGCGGAUCCAGCGGCGUCGGUCUCACGGCCGCCGUGAUGCGCGACCCCGUCACUGACGAGAUGGUGCUCGAGGGCGGCGCCCUCGUCCUCGCUGACAACGGCAUCUGCUGCAUCGACGAGUUCGACAAGAUGGACGAGAACGACCGGACGGCCAUCCACGAGGUUAUGGAGCAGCAGACCAUCUCCAUCUCCAAGGCGGGAAUCUCCACGACCCUCAACGCCCGCACUUCGAUCCUCGCCGCCGCUAACCCCCUCUAUGGCCGGUAUAACCCGCGCAUCUCCCCUGUCGAGAAUAUCAACCUCCCCGCCGCCCUUCUCUCACGUUUCGACGUGCUCUUCCUGCUCCUUGACACGCCCACGCGCGAGACAGACGCCCAGCUCGCCAAGCACGUCACCUACGUGCACAUGCACUCGCGACACCCCGAGGUUGGCGCUGACGCUGUCGUCUUCACCCCACAUGAGGUCCGCAGCUAUGUCGCCCAAGCCCGUACCUACAGACCCGUCGUCCCCGAGCGUGUCAGCGAGUACAUGGUCAAGACGUACGUGCGGCUCCGAGACCAGCAGCGCCGCGCCGAGCGCCGAGGCCAGCAGUUCACGCACACGACGCCGCGUACGCUGCUCGGCGUCGUGCGUCUGAGCCAGGCCCUCGCGCGCUUGCGCUUCAGCAACGAGGUCAUCCAGGAUGAUGUCGACGAGGCGCUGCGGCUCAUCGAGGCUAGCAAGCAGAGUCUUCAGGCUGAGGAUCCCAAGCGGAACAGGGGUCUCAAUGCCAGCAGCAAGAUUUACAACAUCGUUAAGGGUCUUGCUGAUUCGGGUGCUUGCAGGGCUGAUGACGCUGAGGAUGAUGAGCUUGGCGUUGAGUUGAGCAUGAGGAAGGUGAAGGAGAGGGUUAUUGCUAAGGGGUUCACGGAGGAUCAUUGGUUGAGGGCGUUGGAAGAGUACACCGAGUUGAACGUCUGGCAAACUGCUGGCAACGGUACUCGCCUCAUCUUCAUCCAUGCCAAUGACGAUUCAGACGAGGACAUGUCGGAGUAA